Molecule: messenger RNA, 1802 nt
Organism: Anastrepha ludens (Mexican fruit fly)
Lineage: Eukaryota; Metazoa; Arthropoda; Insecta; Diptera; Tephritidae
Product: putative nuclease HARBI1
Exons: 4
Coding region: 785-1474 (229 amino acids)
Source: RefSeq, a predicted model, not a curated record
AUAAAAUGUCGACUCAAAAUCACUGGGUACUUUUCGAUAAUAUUACGUUUCCACCAAAAGCAAACACCGUGUUUGCAGGAGUUGUGUUUGGGAAAACUGUCAACUGUUUCCACCGGAAGUUUGGGAGAAAUUGUGUUUGAACUGUCUUUUGUUGACAUUGUGAAAUAAAAAUUAUAAAAAUUGAUAAAAUUAUAAAAUGGUGCAUAGAAUUCAAUUUGUUAUGUUGAUUUUAUCAUUUUAUUUUAAAAUAAUUGAUAGUGAGUUGGUCACAUAUUAUUUAAAAAAAAGGUUAAGGGAAAAUAAAAUAAUUUUAAGCGUUGCUGCCAAUUUAAUGCGUUCGCAAAGUGUAUGGUCUUUGGUAUGGUAAACAGAUUUAUGAUACAUUAUUUGUGUAUAAUGUACAUGUAUAUUUUAGGAACAUUCCAGUACCUUUUGGGAAGUAGACUGCCAGAGUAAUGGGGACAAGUUUUUCAAAGAUAAUUUCCGAAUGGAAAGAUCCUGCUUUGAAAAAUUGUGAAGCAAACUUGAAAAAAUAGCCAAAAGAAAAACGAACUAUCGAAACCCGAUUUCACUAAAAAAGCGCGUGGCAAUUGCUCUGUAUGCACCAGGAUCUUCUAGUGAAUACAGAUCAAUUGGACAUUUGUUUGGAGUAGGCAAAGCAAUUGUUUGCAAAAUACUCAUCGAGUUUUGCAAUGAAGUUGGGACAUCUUUGGCUCCAAUAUAUUUGAAAAAUUUUCCACUGACAAGGGCGCAAAUUGAGAAUGGAGUCGCAGAUUUUAAUGCAAUGGGCUAUCCACAAUGUAUUGGAGCAAUAGAUGGAUGUCAUAUUGAAAUUCAUCCAAGAAAGGAAGAAGCCAUUGAUUACUACAACUACAAAGGGUGGUAUUCCGUAAUACUAUUGGCUUUGGUAGACGCAAAAUAUAGAUUUGUUUAUAUACAUUGCGGCAGUCCUGGAAGAUGCAACGACUCCUCAAUUUUUGAAAAAUCAUCGCUAAAGCGCGAGUUGCAAAGUUGUGCACUUCUUGAUGAAUUGAGCUUGCAGUAUGGAUCCACAAAAAUACCAGUCCAUAUUAUAGGGGACUCUGCUUUUCGUCUCUCUCAGCAUUUAAUGAAGCCAUAUCCGCAUAGUGUGACCAAUACACCCGAACAAAAACAAUUCAACUAUAGAUUGUCUAAGUGCCGGCGUGUUGUGGAAAAUGCUUUUGGCCAUUUAAAAGCCCGAUUUAGGAGAAUUGGAGAAGGCGUGGAUAACCACAUCAAAAAUGUAAACACAGUUAUUUCAUGUGCAUGUGUUUUACAUAAUUUUUUGAUUGCUGAGAAGGAUUUAAUUUUGGAAAAUUGGCUAGUGGAAAUGCAUCGCGAUUCCAGGCGCAAUAUUCAAUGCGGCACCAAUGCAGUUGACCGAUCGAGCGUUAAAGGAAUAUUUCAGUGCGGAAGCUUCGUUCAGUGCUGGAGACGAUGGUGGCGAAAAUGAAAAUGAAGCAGACGGAGCAGCUGAAAAUGAGGAGCAUGAAGGUGAUAUUGGCGAAAGUGAUGGAGCUGGCGAAGCAACCGAAUCAGGCAUGCCUACAUAUAUAAAUAGAAAUUAACAUUAUAAAAUUAUUGUAGAUGUAAAUACAAAUAAAAUUACAUAUAUAAAUAAAAGAAAUACCUGUUAUACUAUCAACAACGACCGCAUCAACAUUAUUUACUCUAUCCCUUCCUAUUAUUUGAUGAACCCUCCGAUAGUGCUUCCAAGAAACAGAAGAACAUCCUGUCCCUUGCUCUGCUUUGCAUUUUCUGCAAAGGAAAUUUUGAGGCUU